CGCACUCCGGCUUAGCCAUUGGUCAUUGGUUGUAGUGCGUGUUUUGAUAAAAUUAUAAAGAAGCAAUGUUACUUAUACGCUGGGGAACGCAAAAGUAUAACACUGUGACAUAAAUUGAAUAGCUGUGGAUUUAAAUUAUAAGAAGUGACAACUUAUUAAUGACAACUGACGUUGCCAACUGACAGUUGAGACUUGAGACGAAGUUUGGCCGUGAAUAAAUUUUAAAGAUUUCACUAUCUUUAACAGCAACUGUAAGCACUUUAGCUGAGUGUUACAUUAAAUUUAUAUAUAAUGUCUGACGAAGAUCGUGAAAAAUGGUCAGCAGAGGAAAGGAACCGAGAUAACCUGCAUGUAUCUCCAAGCUGCUCAAGUUUUGAAGUAUUAGAUCCUCAUGAUCCCAUUAUAAGUCGACUUGCUACACAAUUGUUUAAAAAGACUAAUGAUUACCUUCAAGGUGAAGUAACAGCGGGUCAGGAUCAUUAUAUACUGCUGGAAGAAAUUAACAGAUUAGCUAUAACAAAGUAUGCUGAUCUUAAAAACCUUACUGUUAACUUGGAAAAAACCCUGAAUGAAUACAACAAAAUGUAUGAUACUAGCAUUUUACCACUUUUGCAGCAAAUUGAUGAUAUUGAUUCUCAGGUAACACAGUUUGAAGCAAAUGCAUACCGCUUAGACAGUUACACCAAACAGCUGAAGGCUCAAUUUGAAGAGCUAUGUGAAAAGAGUAAAUAAAUAAAAUUUAAUUAUAUUA
Molecule: messenger RNA, 751 nt
Organism: Pieris napi
Lineage: Eukaryota; Metazoa; Arthropoda; Insecta; Lepidoptera; Pieridae
Gene: Blos2
Product: biogenesis of lysosome-related organelles complex 1 subunit 2
Exons: 5
Coding region: 292-732 (146 amino acids)
Biological process (GO): endosomal transport; lysosome localization
Cellular component (GO): gamma-tubulin complex; BORC complex; BLOC-1 complex
Molecular function (GO): gamma-tubulin binding
Source: RefSeq, a predicted model, not a curated record